Molecule: messenger RNA, 1916 nt
Organism: Hordeum vulgare subsp. vulgare (domesticated barley)
Lineage: Eukaryota; Viridiplantae; Streptophyta; Magnoliopsida; Poales; Poaceae
Product: cytochrome P450 734A1-like
Exons: 4
Coding region: 116-1645 (509 amino acids)
Molecular function (GO): heme binding; monooxygenase activity; oxidoreductase activity, acting on paired donors, with incorporation or reduction of molecular oxygen
Source: RefSeq, a predicted model, not a curated record
AUCAGCUCAGCCGCAAAUUCUCGAAGCUCCAUCCUGGUGGUGGCAAAUCUGCCAAGUCAGGUGUUGAGAGUGGCAAAUAUCUGAACUUCUCCCAAGAAGCUCCAAGCAGUAAGCAAUGGGCGCCCUCGCCGCCCUUCUCAUCGCAGCCCUGCUCGCCGCGCUCGCGUACCUUCUCUACUUACUCCGCUCCCUCGUGUGGGUUCCGCACCGCCUGGAGCGCCGCCUCCGCCGGCAGGGCAUCCGGGGGCCCCCGCGCAGCUUGCUCGACGGCAACGCGGCCGAGUACGGCGCCCUGAUCGCCGCCCAUUCAGCGCCACUGGCCUCCUUCCACCACGCCUUCAUCAGCCGCGCCGCGCCGGAAUACCGCGAGUGGCCGGCGCAGUAUGGCCGCCCGUUCGUGUUCUGGUUCGGGCCCCGGCCACGGCUGGUGGUGUCCAGCCCGGAGGUCGCGAAGGCCGUGCUGACCGACUCGUCCGGGACCUUCGGAAAGGGUUCCGGAAGCAGCGUCAACCCACUCUCUCGGCAGCUCCUCGGCGAGGGGCUGGUGGGGCUCACCGGGAAGAAGUGGGCGCACCACCGCCGUGUUAUCUCGCCGGCGUUCAACAUGGAGAGAAUCAAGGGUUGGAUCCCAGAAAUAACAGCUAUCACCUCAUCCAUGCUGGAUUCAUGGGAAGUUCAAGGAGAUACCCGCGUUGAGUUUGAGAUUGAUGUAAAUAAAGAAUUCCACACUUUGAGUGCGGAUGUCAUUUCUUGUAUGGCCUUUGGAAGUAGCUACGAGGAAGGAAAGCGGAUUUUUAAAUUGCAAGAAGAACAGGUACAACUUGUCCUCCUUGCAAUGAGAACCUUCUACUUUCCUGGAUUCAGUCUUAGGUUUGUGCCAACAAAGAAGAACCGGAGAAGGCAUAGCCUAAACAAGGAAAUCCAAAAUUCUUUGCGCCGAUUGAUUGAGAUAAAUAAAAAAAAGUGUGAAGAUACCAAAAAUUUGCUGGGCUUGAUGCUAUCAGCCAGCAAAACUGACAAUGAGUUUAAAAUGGGCAUCAAAGAAAUCAUUGAUGAGUGCAAGACAUUUUACUUUGCCGGUAAAGAAACAACUGGAAAUUUGUUGACAUGGGCAACACUUCUGCUGGCAUUGCAUAAAGAAUGGCAGCACAAGGCCCGAGAUGAAGUCCUGCAAGUGUGUGGCAAGAGCGAGCACCCAAAUGAGGAAACCGUUAGCAGCCUCAAAAUUGUAAAUAUGGUGUUGAAGGAGACCCUCAGGCUGUAUCCUCCAGCUCUCUUCAUCAACAGGACAGUCACUAGGGACGUGAAGCUGGGCAAACUCGACAUCCCUGCCGGCACGCAGCUCAAUCUGCCUAUUAUUGACCUGCACCAUGAUGUCGACAUAUGGGGAGCUAAUGCGGAGGAGUUUGAUCCGUCGAGGUUUGCAGAUGGCAAGAGCCAUCACCUUGGUGCAUACUUCCCCUUUGGGAUUGGCCCUGCCAUCUGUGUUGGGCAGAAUCUCGCGAUUGUUGAGGCAAAGAUGGCGCUUGCAAUGCUCCUCCAGCGGUUUGCGUUUGAUGUCUCGCCGUCCUAUGUUCAUGCGCCCAUGAUGGCGAUGACCCUCCAUCCCCAGUAUGGUGCUCAACUUCUUGUCCACAAGAUCUGAGCCUUGUGUGGUGCCUGACUUAUAUGGAAUUAGGAGGCGUGACAGCAAGGUACUCCCUCCGUCUCAAAAUAAGUGUCUCAACCUUAAUAUAACUUUGUAUUAAAGCUGAUAAAAAAUUAAGACACUUAUUUUAGGACGGAGAAAGUAUAUGUGAACGCGAUGUCUCCGUGUCUCCUGCAUCCGUGUGGAUUUUGAGCGAUUUGUAAUAAGAGGUUGCUAACUUGUCUGAAGUUUGUCCUGAAAAUGUGUAUAGAAAUUGUAACAUCUCGAA